AACAGCAGUUGAACACGCUCGAAAAUAAUGGGUGCGUUUUUCGAGGCGGCCUGGAAAUUGUUGACGGCAUUCAAACACUAUAUUUACGCUGCAACUGCACAAGUCAUUCAAACUUUCCACACACUUUUCAACUGACUUUUAAACAAACAGUUUGCUUAUCAACGGAAAAUGGCUAAAUUCAACCUUUGUCGACAACUCAUCACCGUCCAGUUAAUUUGCAUGACAAUCUUUUUUGUAGAAGUCAAAGGAGGAUUUAUGAGUGGAAUGAUUGAAAAGUGCAAAGUAGUUGGUAGAAGCAUAGCCAGUAUACCGUCGAAGCUGGCAGACAAGGGCCAGUAUGCGACGCAUAAGGUGGUCGGUGCAAUGAGCAACGCCGUCAAGCCAAUACGGCCGUUGAAGCGAAUCGUAGACGCGACCGGCGGGGCCAUGUCCAAUAUGAUGGGGUCCACCAGCCGGCUGUUGGGUAAGACGUUGGAUCCUCCGCAAGAUGUAAUGUUCCUGUACACCAGGCCACUGAAGCAACUGGGCACGUCAAGGACGUACCAGGAAGCGGUCCGGAAAGUCCUCGGUCACGCGCUCACCAAUGUGGUGUUGCACCACGACGAAAUGGAGGAAGCGGCAGAUACGGCAGCAAACUUGGACACAAUGCCCGUGCUUAAGUCUGUGGUUGCCAAGCUCAAGAAGGCUGGCGCGACCAAGGAUGACAUCGCAGAUAUCGUCAGUGUGUUGGGACGAAACGGAAAACAGGACCUCCCCGUCGAGAUACAAUCAGAGGUCCUUGGCAUUCUAAAAGACCGAAAGGGAAAUUUUAAAACAGAUGGGCCCAUGGCGGAAUUACGUUGGAUUGCAGAGCACCCCAAUGGAUUCUAUCGGAUGGAUGACAAAGAAAGGACUGAUUACAAAAUGAAGACGCAAAAAAAGUACUCGAAGUGUACAGUUUUACACCCACCAAGUUUUGACAGAAUGAAUAAAUAAUUUUUCGCAUUUCUUUUCUAAUCUCAAUCGGUGGAAAAUAAAUUAAUAAAUUAUAUUUAAUUUGAUAAAUUAUUUAUUUAUGAAAUAAAUGUAGAUUUUGGUGAGUUUUA
This is a messenger RNA of Rhopalosiphum maidis (corn leaf aphid), 1085 nucleotides long. RefSeq lists its product as uncharacterized. Bases 169 to 975 code for a protein of 268 amino acids. Lineage: Eukaryota; Metazoa; Arthropoda; Insecta; Hemiptera; Aphididae. The record is from RefSeq and is a predicted model, not a curated record. The transcript has 4 exons.